AUGAGUGAAAUAGAUAAUAACACAACGUUAAAAGAUGUUUUAAAAGAGAUUAUCAAUAGCAAAAAGGAACUAAAAAAUGCAAUAGAUGCUUUUGAGGCUAGACUAUUAUUGAAGGGAAAAAAUAUAAACAUUGCACAUGAACAAACCUCCAAACAAAGAUACGAGUCCAGUAUUCUUAGAAAAAAUUUAAAUUUGGUAAAAGAAGAUAAACAAAACACCUGUUAUAUUAAACGAAAUAAGUUAUAUACUCGAUUAUAUGUAAAUGAAAAUAUUCAUUCUGUUGAAGACUUAAUGGACGAAGAAAAACUAGCGAACAGUGCUCCAUCGACUCCAACUGCUGUGGACCCGACACUUCCCGAAAAUAGAAACGACCCUUCUGAACAACUUAAAGAUAUGGAAAAAACUACUCAAGAAGAAAUAAACAUACGAUCACCGGAACGUAAUAGGCCAAGAUCAAACAGUGCUCCACAAACUCCUGUUGCGUCUGAAACAUUCUUCGAAGACAGCCCAGCUAGAUUUACGUUAAAUACACCCCCUCAAAUCAGCAGCAACGUUAAUAAAAAAAUAAUACCAGAAGAGAAGUCUCGGAAACUAGAUCAGAUAAUACAAAAAACUCAGAAAAAGAAAAUAACGAAGAAACAACACUGGAAGAAACAGUAG
Psylliodes chrysocephalus is the source of this 660-nucleotide messenger RNA. The record is from the annotation of a GenBank genome assembly. NCBI's taxonomy places the organism in Eukaryota, Metazoa, Arthropoda, Insecta, Coleoptera, Chrysomelidae.